AUGCAGACCGAGCAAGAAAAGAAGCUGGAAAUCGACCAGGCGCUGCCUGAUCGGUUUAGUUUCUUUUCGUCAAAAACACGACAAGAGACUGCCUCGUCUACGUGGGAUGGCCUUUUCCCCAGCGGAAACAUCGACCACAUCUUCCAGGAGAAGCAUAAAAGUCGUCCAGAUCCCAAUCAGCCAAUUUGGUGGAUUGACAUCUGCGACGCCACUGAACAAGAUGUCGAUGCCGUCUCGCAAGCCUUGUCUAUCCAUCCCCUAACGGCGGAGGAUAUUGCCAUUCGUGAGCCUCGAGAGAAAGUCGAUGUCUACAAGAACUAUUACCUGAUCUCGUUCCAGACCCUUGUGGCCGACAAACUCAAGAAUGAGCGACCGGGAAUCCCCAUCUCGGCUGCAUUAUACAUUCUUGUCUUUCAAUAUGGCGUGGUCACCUUCUCACCUAGUGGUUGCGGGCAUGUGGCUCGGGCGCGAGAGCGGAUCCGCAAAAUGCAUGAUCCCACUAUAUUGACUAGUGACUGGGUCUGCUAUGCAAUGAUAGACGAUAUCAUCGACAGCUUCGAGCCAUUUGUCCGGGAUGCGGAGCGCGAGUCCGAAGCAAUCGAGGAUCAGGUGUUCAUCAGUCGUAUCGACGACGCACAUGCUCUUAUUCCGCAGGUCGACGUCCUCCGGAAGAAGAUCACUCACAUUAUCCGCUGCCUUAACGGCAAGGUCGAUGUGUUGAACGGAUUCGUGAAGCGCUGCCAAUCCCCCGAUAAGCACCCUGUCUUCCCUGAUGGUGAUCUACUUCUAUAUCUUGGCGAUGUUCAGGAUCAUUUGGUCACAACCUUGUCGACACUUGGCCACAUCGACGAGAUUAUUGGUCGCUCUCACGCGAAUUAUUUAGCCCAGAUGAGCGCUACAAAUCUCCGACUGAGUUUGACUAUUAACUCUGGUUUGAGUAAGGUUACUCUCCUGGCUACGAUCUUCGUGCCGUGCCACCUGGUGACGGGCUUGUGGGGAAUGAACGUUCCUGUCCCGGGCGAGAAAGACAAUGGGCUGACGUGGUUUUUUGGCAUUGUCGGUGGUUUUGCAGCAUUCAUGGUGAUUUGCAUCGCCGCGGCUACGAAGUACAAACUCUUGUAG
Molecule: messenger RNA, 1122 nt
Organism: Penicillium mononematosum
Lineage: Eukaryota; Fungi; Ascomycota; Eurotiomycetes; Eurotiales; Aspergillaceae
Product: magnesium transporter CorA family protein
Exons: 2
Coding region: 1-1122 (373 amino acids)
Biological process (GO): magnesium ion transmembrane transport; intracellular magnesium ion homeostasis
Cellular component (GO): plasma membrane
Molecular function (GO): magnesium ion transmembrane transporter activity
Source: RefSeq, a predicted model, not a curated record